AUGCCCGAGGGCGCUCGCUGGGCCAGGGACGAUUCCGACGUGGUGUGGUGCGAGUCAACCGAGGGGCUGCUGCAAGCGGUGGCCGACGGCAACACAGGCGUGGAGAUCGGCGGGGCUGACGCAGGCCCAUUGCUGGAGGCCGUGGAGCGUGUUGCGGGCUCCCUGGAACACCUCAGCCUUACAGGCUGUGCCCUCGACGCCGCGGCGCUGGGGCGGCUGGCAUCGGCGCUGGCGCCCACGCAGAUCAAGGGGGUUGGCGUCUCAAACAACCCGGGCCUGGGGGCAGAGGCGUGGACCAGCUUCUGGGCCGCGCUUCCCGCGUCUGUGUCCAAGUGGGACUUCGGCGACAACGGGCUCGAGGAUUCCUGCCUGAACGGGCUGGCGUCCGCCGUCGGCCACGGCGCCGCGCGGGAGCUGCUGGUCGACGGCAACGAUCUUGGCGACGUGGGGCCCCUGCUGGCGCUGGUUCGGGGCUCCCAGACCCUGGUCGAGCUCGACCUGGGCGACAACAGCCUGGCCGACGCGCAGGUGCGCCUGCUGGCUGAGGCGCUGCCAAGCUCCGCGGUGGAGACCCUGGUCCUCGGCAGGAACUCUGGCAUCACGGACGCGGGCGCCGUCGCGAUCGUCUAUGCGCUGCCCAGAACGAGGGUCACCACCCUGCACCUCGACAGCACCCAGAUCGGCGACGCUACCCUAGAUGCCCUGGCCGACGUGCUGGCGGACACCCAGCUGGUCGAGCUCCACAUCGACGAGACGAAGAUCACGGACCAGGGGGUGCUCCACCUGUGCAAGGCCCUGCCUCGGAGCAGGAUCAAGUUCCUCGAUGCUGGCGACAACAACCUCUCGGACGAGACGGCCAGUGCCUUGGAGGCCUCUUUGGGCGCCGACGUGUCCGUGGAGGGCCGCGCCAUGGCAGGGGCACGAGAGGCCGGAGUCCUGCACCCGCCAGCCGCCGCGAGGCACCGCAAGACGCACGGCGGGGGCCAGGCCGCGUUCAUGCAGGAGCUGUCCCCUUGGCUGCAGCAGGAGAUCACGCGGCACCUGGUCGGGGAGCUGAUUUGCUUCCACCCGUUCUUCGCUAACAUGCCCCCGCAAGCGCUGAACCACCUCUGCCUGGACACUGUGACGACUUUGUGCUCGGCCGGCGACAUCGUCAUAGAGAUGGGGCAGACGAUGCGCAUGAUGUUCUUCGUGGUGUCUGGCAAGCUGGGCGCGCUCUCCGUGGACAGCGGGCCCGUCUCCCGCCGGUCCCGCAGCGAGCCGCGGGACAACCGCCUGUCUUACUCCAGCUCGAUGGAUCUCAGCGACUACACUGGCACCUUGAUGCAGAGGACCUCCAGCAGGGCGAGGAGAGCAGAGGCGGUCAGGGCGACACCCUCGUCACAACCACGACGGUGGUGGGCGGCGAGGAGCACCAGGGGACGAUCAAGGACACACUUUGAGACGUGGGAGCCUGGCUGGUGGCUCGACGACGUCAGCCUGUUUAAGGACGCCGUCCGCAUGAUGACGGUCGUCAGCUUGACCGACAGCGAGCUUCUCGUCGUGACUCGAGAGGCAAUGCUCAAGCUGGUGGAGGUCUUCCCCGAGGUCGCGCGCUACUUCGAGGACGUGAAGGCGGCGGUGAUCGCGGAUGGGCUUCAGGAC
Molecule: messenger RNA, 1644 nt
Organism: Prorocentrum cordatum
Lineage: Eukaryota; Dinophyceae; Prorocentrales; Prorocentraceae
Source: the annotation of a GenBank genome assembly